Molecule: messenger RNA, 1005 nt
Organism: Enterobius vermicularis (human pinworm)
Lineage: Eukaryota; Metazoa; Nematoda; Chromadorea; Rhabditida; Oxyuridae
Source: the annotation of a GenBank genome assembly
AUGGAAGGAGAGUAUGAGCCAACGUUAAAAAAUGUAAUUGAACAGAAAACCUUGAGAUGGAUAUUUGUUGGAGGGAAAGGGGGUGUAGGAAAAACAACUUGUAGUUGUUCCCUUGCAGUACAACUUGCGCAGGUUCGUCGGAAUGUUUUGUUAAUAUCGACUGAUCCUGCCCACAAUAUUUCGGAUGCCUUUGCACAAAAAUUUACCCGAACUCCAACUGCAGUUAACACUUUCGAUAAUCUUUUUGCUAUGGAAAUUGAAGCGAGUUUUGGUGGGGAUAGUUCAGCUGGUACAAGUAUAGAGGCUGAUGAUGAGAAUUUUAUGUAUCUCGGCAAGCAGUUAGUUCAAGAGAUAGUUGGUGGCCUACCUGGUAUCGAUGAAGCUGUUAGUUUUUCACAGAUAUUUAAAUUGAUUGAAUCCAUGGACUUUGAUGUAGUCGUAUUUGACACCGCUCCAACCGGUCACACUUUACGAUUGUUACAGUUUCCAUCAAUUCUAGAGAAAAGUUUAGGGAGGAUUUUGAGCGUCCAGAAUUCUUUUGGCCCUGUAGUAUCUCAGAUGAGUGGUCUCCUUGGAGCUGGUGAGGUGAACCCGGACCAGGCAUUAAACAAGAUGAAAGAAACUCUUAAAAUUAUCCAGGAAGUAAAUGCCCAGUUCAAAAAUCCAGACCUUACUACUUUUGUUUGUGUUUGUAUAUCAGAGUUCUUAUCUUUGUAUGAAACCGAAAGAUUGAUCCAAGAGUUGACCAAACACCAGAUCGAUGUGCAUAAUAUAAUUGUUAAUCAAUUACUUUUCCCUGAAGAGGAAAAUGGAGAAAUAAAAUGUAAGAAAUGCAAAGCUCGGCACAAUGUGCAGUGUAAAUAUCUUGAACAGAUUGCACUGUUAUACGAAGACUUCAAUAUCACUAAACUACCGCAACUUGACGACGAAGUUAGGGGCGUUGAAGAAAUCAAGAAAUUCAGCGUUAAUUUAAUAGUCCCUUAUUCUCCAGAAAAAACUAAUUAG